This is a messenger RNA of Chironomus riparius, 2037 nucleotides long. NCBI's taxonomy places the organism in Eukaryota, Metazoa, Arthropoda, Insecta, Diptera, Chironomidae. The record is from the annotation of a GenBank genome assembly.
AUGAAGUUUUUCCGGGUUCUUAUUUUUAUUGUAUUUAAUUUCCUCGACUUAGAUUAUUGCAAUCAAUUUGAUUACAGUUAUUACGAAGAUGUGGCAGUUAACUCGCACGUUUUGUCUGAUAUUGUGAAUGAAUUUAUAUUCAAAGAAAACAUCAAGUUCGAUAUACUCUUCUUUAAUCAUAUAUCGCAGCUUCAAAAAGACAUCCUAACAGAUUUUAUGUCAAAAAUCAAUGGAAACUUAAGUUAUCAAGUAAAGUCGUACAAUCUUGUUGCAAGGCAUGUACGAUUACUUCACGGAUCAAACAUAUUUGCAAUAAAAUCACUCGAUGACUUUGCAUACAUUGAAUCAUUUCUCAAAAUUAUUCGAUAUCAAAAUCAGCCAAUUAAGUACUUCAUUCUUGUUCCAAACUUGACAUUUAAAGAGUUACAGAUGUCGAACAUUUACAAAACAUAUCAAAGCUUGACAGUUCACUCUAACUCGGCAUUUCAUUAUUCCUACUUUAUUACAAAUGAGAUGGAUACAGUUACACUUUCGACAGUUGAAUGGUUUAGUCCUCACGGAUGUAAUAUUCCAUAUCUAAGCAUAAUUAACAAUUACAAUAAGAAGUCUAGAACAUGGUCCUCAAAACUGAAGAAUUAUGAAAAAUUCUUGAACUAUCAUGGAUGUGAAUUGGUUAUGAUGCUCCCAACUAUGAAAAAUGACAGAACAAUUGAGAAUGUUUGUGGAUUUUCUGUUGUAAAUGAUGAUAAAACUGAUUUUGAUAUUAUUGGCAUAACCCCAGCUAUAUUUGGGAUUUCUUCCAAAUUUUACAACUAUAAUCCUACAUUUCAGCCAGUUAGAAUAGAUUACCAUUGGUUUGAAUCGAUCAAACCACGACGUGGGAAGAUAAUAGAAAUAAAUGGCACAUCAAUAGUUCCUGACGUUUAUUUUCAAAUCCAAAGCUUGCAUAUCUCAAAUUCUUUAACAACACGAACAUCCCACGUCAUUGAAAACCUAAAUGCUCGCAUGUUUGUAACUCCAGCCGAAAAAUAUACAGCAUAUGAGAAGUUUUUCUUACCAUUUGACUUGGAAACUUGGAUAUUUCUGACAAUUACAUUCUUUUCAACAUUUUUGUUAAUUUUCAUCGUUAACCGAUUAUCAAAAUCAGCUCGAAGUCUUGUUUAUGGACAUAAAGUUGAAACGCCUAUUUGGAAUGUCAUAAGAAUAUUUUUUGGAAUUUCCCAGACGAAGUUGCCAAGUCAGAACUUUCCAAGAUUUAUUUUAAUCAUGUUCAUCUCCUUCUGCUUGAUAUUUCGAACAUGCUUUCAAAGUAAAUUCUUUGAAUUCAUGACAAGUGAGCCGAGACGAGACCCACCAAGGACAAUCGAAGAUGUUAUUGAAAGAAACUAUUCUGUAGUGUCUACAAAAGGAUUUCAUGCAUUUUCAAGCCGUAUAGAUCAAUUAUGGCAAUGGCAAAACAUCACCCAAAUCUCACUGUUUGACUUCAAGAAAGCAUUUUUGACACAAUCACAGAAUGUGACAGCCAAGCUUGCUCUUUGUGUCGAUGAGUUUAAUCUUAAUUUUAUUGAAUCGGAAAUAAAAAGAAAUAAUGAUUGGAAUCAACUGGACGACAGUGUUCUUUAUACACAUCAGGAAGUUUUCAUGUUCUGGAGUCACAGCUACUACUUUAGAAUGUAUAAAAUGCUAAUUGAUAGUCUCAUACCAACUGGAAUCAUGAAAUAUUUGGUCGAUACUUAUUACACUAAAAAGUUACAAUUUGAAAAAUUUGACGAAGGUCCGAAAGUUUUGAGCGUUGAUGAUCUUCUUUUUGGCUUUAAAAUUUGGCUUGGAUGUUGUUUGAUUUCAGUUUUGUCAUUUGUAGCUGAAAUUUUAUAUCAAAUUAUUUUAAAACCUAGAAAAAUAGAGUUUUAUAAGGUUCAUCCAAUAGAACUUCAGCUGAUGCAAACAGAAUUAAAUGCAGAAUUGAGGGGAAAAUUUAAAGUUAAAUCUGCAAAUUCUUUAAUUCCAUUUAGUGGAGCAGUUUUUGAGUCAGACUAA